This is a messenger RNA of Drosophila novamexicana, 8134 nucleotides long. RefSeq names its product peptide transporter family 1 (gene yin). NCBI's taxonomy places the organism in Eukaryota, Metazoa, Arthropoda, Insecta, Diptera, Drosophilidae. Gene Ontology annotation, biological process: transmembrane transport; oligopeptide transport. The record is from RefSeq and is a predicted model, not a curated record. Bases 725 to 3127 code for a protein of 800 amino acids. The transcript has 7 exons. Gene Ontology annotation, cellular component: membrane. Gene Ontology annotation, molecular function: dipeptide transmembrane transporter activity.
UGCAGAACCUACGCGGUCAGCUGACAAGAUUUUCCCGAUUAGAUUGCAAUCCAUGUGUAAGUGGUGCUCGCGGAUAGAUUAGCUUAGCGGUAAUCUAGUCUAAAGCUCACUUUGGACACACUUUGGCCCGGAAGACCCCCCAUGAGUACUCUUUAAGGGUAGCUUGGAAGGAAUUGAAUAGUCUGAAGCUCACUUUGGGCAAGAAGACCACCUAUGACUUCCCAUUAAGGGUAGCCUGGAAGGGUAGCCUGGAAGGAAUCGAAUAGUCUGAAGCUCACCCCCUAUGACUUCCCUUUAAGGGUAGCUUGGAAGGAAUAGAAUAGUCUAAAGCUCACUUUGAGCAAGAAGACCACCUAUGACUUCCCCUUAAGGGUAGCCUGGAAGGAAUCGAAUAGUCUAAAGCUUAUUUCGGGCCGGGAGACCCACUGUCACUGCUCUUUAAGGGUAGCUUGGAAGGAAUGGUAGGGUAGCUUGGAAGGAAUGGAAUAGUCUAAAGCUUACUUUUGGGCUCACCAGAAGACCCCCUACGACUUCCCUUUAAGGGUAGCUUGGAAGAAAUGGAAUAGUCUAAAGCUCCCUCACUUUGAGCAAGAAGACCCCCUGUGACAUCCCUUUAAGGGGGGUCGGGCUCGGAUGGAAUGGGAACAGUGCACACAGCUAGCCAGGAGCCUGCUGUCAAGAUUCGAGUCUUCGCAUCUCAUUCAAAAUCAUAUUCAUAUAUUCAAUGUUUCGGAAACUGCGCGAGCGCAUGGCUACCCCGUCGCUGAGCGAAUCCUCGGCCUGUUCCUGCGGAUCCGACAGCUCUCUGCUGCUGCGGUCUGCCGGCGGCGUCGAUCAGCUGCCAUUGGAGAGCGCCGGCGUCUACACGGCCCGCACACGCUACUACGAAUCGGAGUUCGAUACCAACGAGUCCGAAAUCCAAACCGAUACCACCGACAGCAGGGACUGGCCCCGAGAAGCGUGCGAAGAGAGUCCGGAAUAUCCCAAGUCGGUGGCCUUCAUCAUCAGCAAUGAGUUCUGCGAGCGUUUCAACUAUUAUGGCAUGCGUGCGAUUCUGGUGCUUUAUCUGACGCACAAGCUGGGCUACGACGAGGAGACGGCAACGGUACUCUUCCACGUGUUCACCAUGCUGGUGUACAUCUUUCCGCUGGUCGGAGCACUCAUCGCGGACGGCUGGCUGGGCAAGUACAGCACAAUCCUGUAUCUGUCGGUCGUGUAUAGCUUGGGCGCGAUGAUUGUGGCCUUUGGGGCCAUACCCAUAGCCGGAAUGCCCGUGAAGCUGGUGACGAUUGUGGGACUGCUGCUGAUAGCCGUGGGCACCGGCGGCAUCAAGCCGUGCGUCUCGGCCUUCGGGGGCGAUCAGUUCCAGCUGCCGGCGCAGGCCGUCGACCUGGCUAAGUUCUUCUCGCUCUUCUACUUUGCCAUCAAUGCCGGCUCCAUGAUCUCGACGACGGUGACACCCAUUUUGCGGGCGGAUGUCUAUUGCUUUGGCGAGGAGGACUGCUACUCGCUGGCGUUUGGGGUGCCCGCCAUCCUGAUGAUCGUCUCGAUGCUGAUCUUUGUGGCUGGGAAGCGACGCUACAAGCUGCAUCCGCCGUCGGGCAACAUGAUCUUCGGCGUGUCGCAGUGCAUCACGAACGCGUACAAGGGCUGGCGCCACAAUCGCCGGGACAAGCCGAUGAUGCACUUCCUCGACUAUGCCACGCCUGUCGUGGGCCAGCAGAUGGUGUACGAGACGAAAUGCUUGACCAAGAUCCUGCUGCUCUACGUGCCGUUCCCGAUCUUCUGGGCGCUGUCCGAUCAGCAGGGCUCGCGCUGGACUUUCCAGGCGACGCACAUGGACGGCUCGAUACUGGGCUACCAGAUCAAGCCCGACCAGAUGCAGGUGGUCAAUCCUCUGCUGAUACUCGCCUUUAUACCGCUCUUCGACUAUCUCAUCUAUCCGCUGCUCGCCCGCGUCGGCAUCAAGCGUCCGCUGCAGAAGCUCAGCAUUGGCCUGCUGCUCGCCGCCUUUGGCUUCUUUCUGUCCGCCGCCGUCGAGCUGCGCCUCGAGCAGCUCGAGCCGGCCGCAACGCCCUCCGCCCCGGACAUGGCCCAUUUGCGGCUCUACAAUGGGAUGCCCUGUCGCUAUGACUUUACCAGCGACCUGGUCAAGGAUUCCGACUCCGACUCGAUUGAGUCGCUGGGCAUGUGGUCGAAUCUGGGCCUGCAUGUGCCCCAGCCCAAGGAGUACACGUUUCUGGCCCGUCCACAGACCAAGCAAUGUCCCAGCAUCGAGGGCAGCAUACGCCUCGAGCCGGGCAAGUCCGUCAGCUAUUUCCUGGCCAAUGCCAAGCUCCAGGAGUUUCCCGACGGCCUGAGCAGUGCCCAGCGCAUCAACCGGCCCCCGCUGCUGCGCACCCUGGUAAACACGCCCGCGGGCGAGGGCCCCGUCCUGCUGAGGGCGCCCGUUUCGGGUGUGCCCGGCAUCAGGCUGGACAUUGGCAAUCUGACGGCGCUGCACGAGAUCUCGCUCGGCUACGGCGAGCUGGAUAUCAACGGGAAGCGCGCGGCCAGCUUCGAGGCCAAGAACGGCGGACUCUACAGCCUCCUGGUGCAGGGCAAUGCCCGCGACGGCUACCAAUACAACAUGCUGGAGGUGGUGCCGCCCACGUCGCUGUCCAUACUCUGGCAGCUGCCGCAAAUCGUGGUGAUGACCGCCGCCGAGAUCAUGUUCUCGGUGACGGGUUUGGAGUUCUCCUUUACCCAGGCGCCGGUCAGCAUGAAGUCCGUGCUGCAGGCCUGUUGGCUUCUCUCGGUGGCCAUUGGCAAUAUGAUUGUCGUGGUCAUAGCCGAGGUCAAGUUCGUCAGCACCCAGUCGGCGGAGUUUGCGCUCUUCGCCAGCAUCAUGCUGGUCAACCUGUUGAUAUUUCUGUUCCUCGCGCGCAACUACAAGUACAUGGAGAUGCCCAAGGUCGUCAAGGACGAGGAAAUCAACGAGCUUACGCUGCACAAUAUCGUGGGACAUCAGCAGGUGCCCAAUGUGAAGCGCGGCGCGGCUGGUGGCGGCGGCGGCGGCGAUGUCAUAGGCACGCCAGGACACGGCAGUUAUCGCAAUCAGGCCUAUGAUACUUACCUGGAGCCCUAAACCUGACCACCUGUUCACCUGUGCUAAAUAUACAAUUUGAAUUUCUCUUGCUCAACGAUUUCAAUUUCAACGGUUAGUUGGCGCGUCAAGUCUUGCGCUUGCCAGGGCUGCACGCCCAGCGCUGCCACCCGGUCGUAAAAACAGUGCGGCCAUACUAGUGUUCGUGUGAUUGGCAGCACUUAGUUGGCUGCUGCUGCUGCUGUGUUUAGUGCGCAGUGCGCGCGAUCGCCCACAUUAAAAAGUGAAAAAGUUGUCGAAAUGAGAGUUAAAAAUGAUUAAAUAAAUGUAUUAAAUAAAUGUGAAAGGUGAAUUUCUGUGAAGCUCCCUUGAACCAGCUGCAACUCGGUGAGUAGCUGCGUCACAGCUCGUGACGUCCGGAGCCCCAACCUGUGGAGAGAGGCGUCGCCCACGCCUGGAAUAUUUAGUCCAGCCAGAGAAUCGAAUUACAAUAGAGCUGCAAUCAAAAUCAAAGUGUGUCCUGUGCGAGAAAUGGCAGCAUUUUUGUGGUAUUAACAAAAAGCGAGUUUAUGCAAUCAACUGCAAAGUAACGCCGAGUUUUGCGGCAUUGCCAACAGCACAAAAAGGAAAUUAGCCAGGGCCUGGAGGGAGGGCUGGCCUACCUGGAAAGCGUGUGUAUACCUGAGAACAAAGGAAGCCGAAGAAGUAUCUGGAAAAACAGGACAUGCAGCUGCUGCAGGGCGCCUAAAAAUAGCCUCGGCUGCCUGCCUGCCUGUUGCCAGCCGGCUCGAACCCUCGCGACGACGACGAGCUGCCUCUACCUGGCAGGCUUAUGCCCGAGCGAGGCUAGCUCGUCGCUGUGCGCCGAGCGUCGGGCACAGUCGAGUGAAAACUCUGCAGCCAGCGACACGGUCUUCAUUCCAAAUUUAAUUUUUCAAUUCAAUUUUCAACUAGUUCAGGAUAAAGUGCAAACAAUUAAUUUUCAUAUUUCUGUGCUCAUUUUUGUUCAAGUGCCAAUUUUGAUUUACUGCAAAGUGUCCGAUUUAAAGUCCUUUUUGAUGUUUUGCUUCUUCUUUUUUGCUUCUCUUUUGCCUGGCAACUGUACCCAGGUUCUGCGUCAACUGCUUUCCGAGCUGCAAAGUGCGCAAUAUUCGAUGUAUAAUCCGUGUGCCUGCAUCAGUCCGCCUUGUGUGUCAUCGUAUCCAUCGAUCCAUCAAACCGAUAAACGGAGCUGCAAGCAGCGCUGAAAGAAGCAUUAAAGCAAAUCCCAACGGGCGGGUGCCGCGGGUGAGUAUGUCCCGGUUGGGGGCUUGUGGUGCCUCUGCUUUCCGAGGAACGGUUGGCAACUCCGCCGCCCAGCGAAAGGGCGGCGCGUGCGGGGCGUGUGCGGCUGCUGUGGGCUCAGAUCAAUCACACUCUGCGAUUGCGGGCGGGUGCACCUAGGCCAAAGGGGGGGGGGGAGAACUAAUUACGCUCUUGGAUGGAAGGGCGCGGCGAGCGAGUUGGACAAAUGGACAAUAGAUAAGCACAUCGAAUCGUGUCCGUUUGGUGCCGCACACACAACGAAAGCGAGACAAAGCGUAACCACAUACUUCUAUCGCGAGUGUGCGCGGCAGCACACGGAUGCGAGCGAGAUGGCGAUAGAGAGCAAAGAGUACAGAGAGCGCGUUCCUCUCGAACAACGCAACAGACAUAUGUCCAUCUCGCUCGGCGCGUGGCGGCGGCAACGAGCGUCAGAGCGGGACGGCCAUAUGCACCCAAACGCAAGAGCGGAGACCCAUCGAUAAGAACGCGAAAGCAAUACAAAACCCAUAAACGAUUACAGUUACACGCUGCAAAGUGUGUAUAACAAUAUAAUUUGCGGGUCGAGUACCCCCCCAUGCCGCGCGCGUUUCCCCCGCCAGCACAAGCCCCCGCACAACCGAGGCAGGCGCACAGUUCGGCGCCAGGCCGCGUUGGGCUCAAGCUUCCCUAAAAACCAGCCGAGCACACGACUCGCAGUUCAAUAUGAUUAUAUAUAUAUAUAUAUAUAUAUAUAUAUAUAUAUACAUAACAAAAUGGCCGCCAAGUGCCGUUAACCCACAUAUUCGAUCAAUUAUUAAACGCAUAAGCCGCAACAAAUGUCAUCGUAAUUCACACACAAAUCCAUCAAGCCGCAUCCCAUUUGGCAUGACUACGUCCGAAUAUUGUGCAGCAACAUUGCGUCCGAUCCAGAGUCCGUGUUUAGGCAGAGUAUUCCUUAGUUGGUUCUUUCUUCUUUUUUGUUUAGGCCGUGUCGCUGGGGCAACUGUCGCAUGGAGAAGCAGGCAGAGAGCCAGAGAGAGGGAGAAGAGUGCAAAGCGAUAAGUUGACAGUCCUGAAAUUCCUGAAAAAUCGCAGCUGCAAACGUUUUAAAGAAAAACACAAAAGAGUGAGGGAGAGAAGGAGAAGAGUGCCAACGUGUUCAAGCAGAACAUCAAAGAGAGGGAGAAAGGAAGAAGAGUGAAAUGAAAGAAGCUGCCUAAAAUUCCUUCAAAUGCAAACGUGUGUUAAAGCGGAACAUAAUAGAGAGCGAGAAGAAUGCACAGAGAGAAGUUGCCUAAAAUUCCUUAAAAAUUACAACGCAAACAAGUUCAAGCAGAACAUAAAAGAGAGCGAGAGAGGGAGAGGGAGAAGAGUGCAGAGAAUGAAGUUGCCUGAAAUUCCUUCAAAGGCAGACAAACAAGUUCAAGCAGAACAUAAAAGAGAGCGAGAGAGACGAAAAAUUGCUUAUGCAUGGACCCGGCCCCGGGACGCAGCUUCAAACGUGAUGUACCGUUAACGGAGCACAAAACAGUUACACCAUGCGCCAUAACCUCGAAAAAUUGAUUUGAAAAUUGUUAAAAUCGAGUUUUGUCCACUUUGAAAUCGCAGCUGGCAGCAUCGUUUGUCCUUUGAUUUAAUGCCAUCAACUCUUGAUUUUCCCAUGUACAUAUGCCAUAUGCCAUCCCAUACCAGCUGUGUGUCGUAUAAUAUGUACUUUGCUUGCAGCCGAGUUUCCCAGUUCCAGUUGCGAGUUGCGUAAAAUGCCCUUUUCAAAGCUGCUGCCCGGUGAGUUUUUCCGACUUCGAGACGGGACGUAACGCCGGCCUCUCUGCGGGCAAUUGCCGCGUCGCCUUUGCCAAUGCCAAAGUAAAUCAAUAAAUCAAUCAAACAAUUAAUUUGAAAUGGAACAAAAAUUGUCCACGUUAUACGUGGUGUGCACACUUAGCGCAGGAGUUUAAAUAGGAAAAAAAAAAAAAUAUGCAUGCAAAAAACAAAAAAAAAAAAAAAACAAAAAUAAAAAGAAAUUCAUUUUGAGGAGAGUUUUCGUCGCGUUUUCGAACGCGCCGUAAACGAAGAAUUUAUGAUAAAAAAAAAAUGAGCAGAAAAUGAAAUGGAAAAAACGGCAAACCAGUUGCUCGCGACACGUGUGAGUCGCGCAGUUGGUUUGCCAAGUCAAAGCUAAUCAUCAAAAGCGUUGCUUUCGAUAGAUCGAUAACAAAACAACAAAAAAUGGCGCUCAAUUGUGCACAUCACAUCACAUCAAGUGGAAAUACCGCGUUUUAGGAGAGUCAGCCUGAAAACAAGGCGGAAAGGAGAGACGCGCGCAAUUGCCGGGCCUGGUCGGGCGCGACGUCUUCUAGGCGAAGCCCCCAGUAGAGCGAAUUGGGCCUCGUUAUUAACCUAUUUCCAUGCUGUGUUCUUUCAGAUGAGCUUGUCUCUAGACGAAACUAGGCGAAACUUGGAGCCAAUCGGAGCCAAAGUUUUCCUUUUCCUUCUUACUUUUCCAUUCCAUUCCGUUUUUUGCCAAAAGCCUGCCGCGAUUUCAAAGCCUUCCAAGCAACUGUCCAAAUUGAAUUUGAUUCUCUUCUGCAAACUGUGCUCCUUUCCGGUACUUCACACCUGCUGCGUCCCUCUUUCUGGGGUCUAGAUAUGCAUGCCUUGCCAGACAAUCCAAAUCUAUAUAAAGUAGAAGAAACAAACUAUUUACAAAUUGAAUAUGACUUAAAGGUGCUGCCCUUUUAAAGUUCAAGAAAUGUUGCCAUAUUCGCGCAAGAUUUCCGCUGUAAUUUACCAUGAAGAUGCAAUGAGGAUUUAAAUGCCACGAGGCGUUGCCAUAUCAGCGAAGCGGCGUUACUGUAAUUUAACAUGAGGAUGAGAAGCGUUGUCGAACGCCAAGAGGCGUUGCCAUAUCCGCAAACAACAAGAUUUCAAAUGGCUUUUGCGCCAAGAGGCGUUGCCGUAUAUCCAUGAAGAAUUUCUUGAACCAACUCUGCCGCCAAGAAGCGUUGCCAGAUCCAACAGAAGAUACCCCCCAACUGUGUUUACUAAUUAUUAAAGUUUCUAUUUACAGCACGUUUUUUUCCUGGAGCCUGGAGUUCAACAAUUUUCAUUUUGUUAAAACUGUUCACAGUUUCUGUUCCUUUCCGUUUCGUUCCAUUCCGUUUCGUUCCAUUCCGUUUCGUUCCAUUCCGUUCCGUUGCGUUCUGUUCUCACGUUUCAGUUCGUAUUUGGUGUAUUUAACCCGUUCAGUUCCAGACUUUCAAUUAACCCAAGAAUGCCAUACACCAUAUGUUUUCAUCCACGUUUCUUCUUCUGUUUCUGUUUCUGUUUCCAAUCGUCUCACAAUAUCCACUGCACAUUCACAGACAUCUCACAAUCACAUCCGAUCGUCGUUGUUAGGCACCGCGUCCGUUUUAGUACUUCUAAAUUUUGCGAAUCGUGCCUGCAAAGAGAUAGAUAUUCGAGUAAAAAGCGAAAAGUAAAGAAACGAAUUUUUGAAUUGCGUAAAAUAUUUUGAGAGCCGUGUGCGAAGCAUUCAAUAUAAAAUGCUUGGAGCUCGGUUCGUAUAUAAAUAAUAAAAGUAUUCAAGUAAAUACUGCCGGAUAUAUAUAAAUGUUUUACGCAGCUCGAAAAAAAAUAUAUAUCGAAUAAUUAAGAAAAUCGAUUGUGUAUGGAAGCGUUAUACGCGGCCACAUAAAAUCGCGUUAAAAAAAAAGAUUGAAAAAAAAAAAAAUAUAUAUGGAAACGUUAUACGUCCGAGCCGAA